Saccoglossus kowalevskii is the source of this 845-nucleotide messenger RNA. RefSeq lists its product as uncharacterized. The record is from RefSeq and is a predicted model, not a curated record. Lineage: Eukaryota; Metazoa; Hemichordata; Enteropneusta; Harrimaniidae.
CGACUGUGGGGCGGUCUUUUUUUUAACUUCUGUUCAUUCCUGCCUAGAGUCUUGACGGAACAGUGCAAACAUCAUGAACUCACUAUGCUGCAUCGCUUCGAUUAUCUGUCUGGUUUUCAUAGCACGGCAUACCGACGCCAUGCCAUCGUAUCUGUACAGUAUGAUGAAUAACUGUAAAUACAACUGGGAUUGUAACUACGGUGAGACCUGUAUUGGAAUGGUGUGCGAACCGACAAUGAAGCUUCAUAGCUGUACAAACGACGAGACGUGCAGACCUUACGAUAAGACGUGUGUUAACUGGUACUGUCGUGACGUCAACAACUCAUACAGGAAUUAUAUGCCGGCAAAGAAAGCUGGGCCAGGCCCCUGGUCGAAAUAUCUCAUCAGUCGUUUGAGCAAGAAUAAGCAAAGAAACUAGUCAAUGAAUCCUAUAUCGCUUUGAUUUGUUUUCAUGUGUAUUCUAUACAGCGCCACCUACGUUUGCAAAAAAGUAUUGUAUAUUUUCUCCACUAGAAGUUUGAAAUUUGACAAUCUGUAAUCAAUCAUCAAAUCACUUUGUUGCCAUGGAUAUGUCUUGAUAUUGGCUAAGUCUUCAUUCAAUCUUGUGUAUGCAACAAUGCAUGCAUAAUAUUGAAUCAUAAUUUCAAAGAAACCGCCCUCUAGUGUCUACUAUAUACAAUUAUUACGAUAGUAUAUCGAUCUACACAUGCUGUAUCAUAAAUAAUAAUAAUAUUAAUAAAUCAAUAAUUUUUUAGAUUUGCAAUGAUUGAGAUAUUUACAUGUAGUUGCAUGUUCAGUUAUAUAAAUAUACAUAUAUUAUACACUCGAAAUCAAUAGACAAUACA